Messenger RNA from Acanthisitta chloris (rifleman), 3618 nucleotides. RefSeq names its product tripartite motif containing 66 (gene TRIM66). Gene Ontology annotation, molecular function: protein binding; zinc ion binding. Lineage: Eukaryota; Metazoa; Chordata; Aves; Passeriformes; Acanthisittidae. The record is from RefSeq and is a predicted model, not a curated record. Bases 1 to 3414 code for a protein of 1137 amino acids. The transcript has 17 exons.
AUGCUGAGGUUUAUGAACUGCAUUACAAGAAACACAAAUUUGAAAGGGAAUUGCUCAUCAACUGAAGAUGAAGCAAGAGAGUUUUCUUUAUGUCCAGUGCACACUCAAGAGCCACUGAAGCUGUUUUGUGAGACCUGCGAUACCCUUACCUGCCGCAGUUGCCUUCUGACAGAUCAUAAGGAACACAGGUUCAGACAUCUUGACGAAGCUCUGCAAAAUCAGAGAGUUAUUCUUGAAAAUGUCAUAACUAAAGUGGAAGAGAAAAAAACUGUAAUUCAGCUUUCAGCUAAACAGAUUGAAGACAGGUUGCUUGAAGUGAAACAUUUGUACAAAAAGGUAGAAAACCAAAUCAAAAUGGCCAGGAUGGUUCUGAUGAAUGAAAUUGAUAAACGAACAAACAUCCUUCUUGAACAUCUUGAAAAAAUCACCAGUGAAAGGAAGCAGAAAUUGGAGCAACAACUGCAAGGUGUUGUGGUCUUAAGCAGACAGGUGGAACAUGUUCAGAACUUCAUCAGCUGGGCUGUGUGCAGUAAAAAUAGCAUCCCAUUUCUCUUCAGUAAAGAGCUGAUUGUAUUUCAGAUCCAGCGCUUGUUGGAGACAAACUGUACCACAGACAUAGGCCCUCCUCUGAAGAUCAGAUUUACUUGGGAUCCCUCCUACUGGACUAAACAACUGUCCAAUUUGGGAGGUUUCACAAUGGAAGGUGAACACAUUUCUCACUCGGAUGUGCUACUCUGUGGAAACAUUCAGGAGUUACAAACCUCUCUCUGUCAUGGGCACCAUUCAUCAGCAUCACAGCUGGUGCCUGUGAGUACCCAGUCACAUCAGUUUCCACCUGUGGUUCAGAGUUCUGCACCUGUGUGUUGCUCUCACUGCCUCAGCAUUCCUCACCCAAACAAGUCUCAGCCUUCAUACCAAGACAUAAACCGCCAUAAAAACUUUCAACAAUCUCCCGAAUUGCACCAGCAGCACUUUCCUCUGCAGUACAGCAUGCAGCAGCAUGACAAAGAGCAAAGGGCCCCCCAGCCUGUGAAGCUAACACAUACUGGGCAGGAACAACAUUCUCUGUCAGAGCCAGAGAAUGUGUCCAGGAGAUUGGGAAAGCCCUUACCAUCCCAGCAGCCACAGCAAGCUGCACCCCCAGGUUAUGCUGUUGUAUCACAUGAGGCUCAGCAGAUUCACAAGAGCCAUCUGCAGCCAUUGCACACAGAGGCAUCUCUGGAGACAUCAACUGUGCAAGUGCAACUCGGUCACCUCCAGAAGAUAAAAUCUAACCACUUGGUGCAGCCACCUCCGCAGCAGCAGCAGCAGCAGCAGCAGCUGCCACUAGCAUCACCACUUCCAGGUCAGAAUGAGAACACCCACAAACAAGUCAUCCAACAGAGCCUAGACAUCAUGCACCACCAGUUUGAACUCGAGGAGAUGAAAAAGGAUCUGGAGCUUCUUCUGCAGGCGCAGGGACAGUCCAGCUUGCAGCUGAACCAAGCCAAGCCACCUCAACAUGUCCAACAGACCAUAGUUGGUCAAAUCAACUACAUAGUGAGGCAGCCAGCCCCAGCACAGCAACAAAUCCAAGAUGAAGCACAAGUCUGUGAGAGCUCCGCAGAAUCUGAUGCCCAGAAACCUGUAAUUCCUCUUGCUAAAAGUGAUAGUCCCUCCCUGUCACAGUCACUAGAUGAAGAAACCAGCGUCCACAGUCACUCCCCUGAGAGCACCCUGAAGCAAUCAGCCUUCCGUCCAGUGAGAAAGUGUUCAGCAUCCUUCAGCAUUGUGGACUUUUCCAACGAUUUCGAAAUGGAAUUACCUCCAACAAGGCUAUCUAGCUCGGCUGAUCCACAGAUGAAAAGUGCAGCUGCUGUAACACUUGGCCCAAUCCCAAAUGCCCUUUGCCACUGUAAUACUCCACCAGAGCCAGUGCCCAGCUACAGCCUGGCAUUGGGCAGAGCUCCAAGUGACCCGAGCCCUGGGGCUGCUGCUGGCCUUGCACCAGGUGAUGCACUCCAGGGCAGUACUAAAUGCAAGCUGGAAAAUGAAGACUUCAAUACUGUAGAUUGUCUUCUAGAAAACAGCCCAGCUACUGCUGGGCAAGAUGUAGUUAAUGAAUUAACUCUUUCUAUGCAAAAAGUGAUGGAAGAACCUAUUAAUCUUUCAAUCAAAAGAUCUCAAAAUUGCACUUCUACUGAACUACUCAGCAAUACUGCUUUCCUGCCCGUGAAUGCCAGACUGGGACAACUUAGAAGCAAAGAAGAUUCCAAUAACUGUGAAAAGGAACAUUUUGAAAUGGAUAUGAAAAGCAAUCAGGAUGUCAGAACUGGCCCUAAGGAGCACAAGAUCCCCUAUGUGCGACUGGAACGUCUUAAAAUAUGUGCAUCAGAAGUUGGGGAGCUCCCAGUGUUUAAGCUCCAGCCACAGGACAAUGGGCAGGAGGGCAAUUUCCUGCUGGUAAUUGAAUGUGGGACACGGUCUUCAAGUAUGUCUGUGAAGAUAAAUAAAGAUAGUCCACCUGAAGGACUGAAGUCCAAAGAUGAGAGCUCAGAGGACAGAAAAUUCCUCAUAUCCCAGGCUGCAGGACAGACACAAUCUCCUCCUGUAGAUACUCCCUCUGUUGAUCAGAAACUCAGCAAUGGCAUCCCCAUCAUGAAAAAAUCUCCAGUUACUCAGGAAGUCAGUCCAAUUGAAAAUGAGGAUUUCUGUGCUGUGUGUCUCAAUGGAGGAGAACUGUUGUGCUGUGAUCGCUGCCCCAAGGUCUUCCAUCUCUCCUGCCACGUUCCAGCCCUGCUCAGCUUUCCAGUGGGAGAAUGGGUGUGCACACUUUGUCGUAAUCCAGUGAAGCCAGAGGUAGAAUAUGACUGUGAAAACACACGCUACAGCCACAACUAUAGUGCACAAUAUGGCCUUGACAACUAUGACCAGAAGAAGUGUGAAAAGCUGGUGCUUUCCCUGUUCUGCAGUAGCAUGAGCCUCCCAUUCCAUGAACCUGUCAGUCCCCUGGCUCGUCAUUAUUAUCAGAUCAUCAAAAGGCCAAUGGAUUUGUCAACCAUACGAAACAAACUGCAAAAAAAGGACAAGUCCCACUAUUCUGCACCUGAGGAACUUGUGACUGACGUGCGUCUCAUGUUUUGGAACUGUGCAAAGUUCAAUUAUCCAGAUUCAGAGGUUGCUGAGGCUGGACGAUGCCUACAUAUAUUCUUUGAGGACAAACUUAAGGAGAUUUAUCCAGAUAGGCAUUUUCCUUCAAUGCAACAAGAUGACUCUGAUUCUGAAGAAGUGGAGAGUCAGAGCAGCAAAAUGCCACCCCAAGAUUUUCAGUGGCCACCGUAUGGACAGGAGUGCACUCAGCCGAAAAGGAGACGGCGCCACGUCGUAAGAUUGCAAAAGCAAAAGCAUUUGGUUGCUAAGUGGCCACCCUGCUAAUUCUGUUUACAGAUACUGAUGGGAAGUUUUGACAGGGCUGUGUGGGAAAACUGUCAAGCUUCUAUCACAGAUAUAUGAUCAGUUCUGCAAUUUUAUGUCAAGAUCCUCUGAGUGGAAUAAAGUGUCAGUUGUGUCUAAAUAUGUGAGCGUGAACAAAUGAAACCUCUCAGGCCACACAGUUAUCUUCCUAGCAGAAAAACCUGU